CCCGCUCCGCCAUCAUGAAGUCCUGAACAAAAACGGAUGAGAGUCGAGGAAAAUGGGGGUAAAAACACGGACUAGAGUCAAAACCCACCGACUACGCUAAUGAAAUGUCAUAGCGCGGCGGAGAACGGAGCGGAGCGGCGGUUUUGAACGACUCGGUUUCCCGUUGAAAGCGGCCCCGGCAGCUCCUGGCGUUCCGUUAUUUAGCAGCCGCUAGAGCUGGUUUUCUGGUUUCCUCAGCGGCUGUCAGCGGUUAGCUGGCAGGCGUCAGUCUGACUGGCUGGGUCUGUGGUCUGUACUCAUGUCGAGUCGUAAACCCGUCCUAGCUGUUCUAUCUACCAGGAUGGAGCGGGCUUCGGCUAAAACCGUCGCUAGACAGAAUGAGGUCCUUUCGUGCUGAAUAGACACCAGAACCGAGGACAGGGAGCGGAGACCCAAUAUUUUCCUGCCAGGCCAGUCAGCUAGCUCCAGAGCUAGCUACAGUGGAUCCCAAAAGCCACGGCGCUGGCCAUGCCGUCGAGUGUGCGGGCCGGGAGCCUGAAGGACCCGGAGGUGGCUGAGUUGUUCUGCAGGGAGGAUCCUGAGAAGCUCUUCACAGACCUGAGGGAGAUCGGUCAUGGAAGCUUCGGAGCAGUCUACUUUGCCAAUGACAUCCGCACAAGUGAGGUGGUGGCAAUCAAGAAGAUGUCCUAUAGUGGCAAACAGUCCAAUGAGAAAUGGCAGGAUAUCAUCAAGGAAGUGAAGUUUCUCCAGAAACUGCGCCACCCCAACACGGUUGAGUACCGUGGCUGCUACCUGAGAGAGCACACAGCCUGGCUGGUGAUGGAGUACUGCUUGGGUUCAGCAUCUGACCUCCUAGAAGUCCAUAAGAAACCCCUCCAGGAAGUGGAAAUAGCUGCCAUAACCCAUGGUGCGCUGCAGGGACUGGUGUAUCUUCACUCUCACAACAUGAUUCACAGGGACGUGAAAGCAGGAAACAUCUUGCUAACAGAGCCGGGUCAGGUCAAACUGGGAGACUUUGGCUCUGCGUCUAUAGUUGCUCCGGCCAACUCCUUCGUUGGAACUCCUUACUGGAUGGCCCCUGAGGUGAUCCUCGCCAUGGACGAGGGGCAGUACGACGGGAAGGUGGAUGUGUGGUCACUUGGCAUUACCUGUAUAGAGCUGGCGGAAAGGAAGCCGCCUCUGUUCAACAUGAAUGCUAUGAGUGCCUUAUACCACAUCGCCCAGAACGAGAGCCCUGUGCUGCAGUCUGAUCACUGGUCGGAUUAUUUCCGCAAUUUUGUGGAUUCCUGUUUGCAAAAGAUCUCACAGGACAGACCUACCUCUGAUGUGCUGCUGAAGCACCAUUUCCUAUGCAGAGAGCGCCCCAUGACCGUGGUGAUGGACCUGAUUGCACGCACCAAGGAUGCUGUCCGUGAGCUAGACAACCUUCAGUACCGCAAGAUGAAGAAAAUCCUGUUUCAUGAGGCGCCCAACGGGCCAGUACCAGAAGGAGGCGAUGAGGAGGAGGACGUGGAGCAGUACAUGCUGCGUACCGGCACGGUCAACAGCAUGGAGAGCUCCCACUCUCUGCCGUCCAUGUCCAUCAGCGCCAGCUCCCAGAGCAGCUCGGUCAACAGCCUGGCAGACGGCUCCGACGACAGCGGGGAGAUGGCCAUGAUGCAGGAGGGAGAGCACACCGUCACCUCCAACAGCUCCAUUCUGCACAAACCCCUGAGCCAUGACAACAUCUACGACGAUCCAUAUCAGCCAGAAGUCGAGUCGCAGCGAGAAGCAUCCUCUGCUGGUGGGGGAGGAGGUGGUGGUGGGGGGAGACGCCGACGCAGAGAUCACUUCGCUACCAUCAGGACAGCCUCACUGGUGACGCGUCAGAUCCAGGAGCACGAACAGGGCUCGGCUCUCAGGGAGCAGAUGUCUGGGUACAAGCGGAUGAGGCGGCAGCACCAGAAGCAGCUGAUGGGCCUGGAGAACAAGCUGAAGGCAGAGAUGGACGAGCACCAGCUGAGACUGGACAAAGAGCUGGAGGGUCAGAGGAACAACUUCUCCAUGGAGAUAGAAAAGCUGUCCAAGAAGCACCAGGCUGUCCUGGAGAAGGAGACUAAGGCGGUCCUGACUGAGGAGAAGAAGUUCCAGCAGCACAUACUGGGUCAGCAGAAGAAGGAGCUGACGGGUCUGAUCGAUUCUCAGAAACGACAGUAUCGACAGCGAAAGGAGCAGCUCAAAGAGGAACUGAACGAGAACCAGUCCACACCGAAGCGGGAGAAGCAGGAGUGGCUGGUGCACCAGAAGGAAUGUCUGCAGCAGCUGCAGGCUGAGGAGGAGGCCGGCCUGCUGCGGAGGCAGAGGCAGUAUUAUGAGCUACAGUGUCGCCAGUACAAGAGGAAGAUGCUGCUGGCACGCCACAACCUGGAGCAGGACCUGCUCAGAGAGGAGCUGAACAAGAAGCAGACUCUGAAGGACCUGGAGUGUGCCAUGCUGCUGCGUCACCACGAGUCCACCCAGGAGCUGGAGUUCCGGCAGCUGGGUUUGGUCCAGCGCACGCGGGCCGACCUGAUCCGCACGCAACACCAGACGGAGCUCACCAACCAGAUGGAGUACAACAAGAGGCGUGAGCAGGAGUUGCGUCAGAAGCACGCCGUGGAGGUCCGCCAGCAGCCCAAGAGCCUGAAAUCCAAAGAGCUUCAGAUAAAGCGCCAGUUCCAGGACACCUGUAAGAUCCAAACCCGUCAGUACAAGGCCCUGCGGAACCACCUGCUGGAGAACACGCCCAAGUCGGACCACAAGGCCGUGCUGAAGCGUCUGAAGGAUGAGCAGACUCGUAAGCUGGCCAUCCUGGCAGAGCAGUACGACCACUCCAUCAACGACAUGCUGUCCACUCAGGCUCUGCGGUUGGAUGAGACUCAGGAAGCGGAGUACAAGGUGCUGCGGAUGCAACUGCAGCAGGAGCUGGAGCUUCUUAACGCCUACCAGAGCAAGAUAAAGAUCCACACGGACACGCAGCACGAGAGGGAGGUGAAGGACCUGGAGCAGAGGGUCUCCAUCCGCCGGGCCCUGCUGGAACAAAGGAUCGAGGAGGAGAUGCUCUCCCUGCAGAAUGAGCGCUCGGAGCGUAUCCGUACCCUGCUGGAGAGACAAGCCAGUGAGAUUGAGUCCUUUGACUCUGAGAGUCUCCGUCUAGGCUUCAGUAACAUGGCUCUGAUGGGCAUGCCAGGUGAUGCUUAUGCCAAGCAGGGCUUCCCCAACGCUCAGCCCUCCAGCUCCCGCUCUGUGGGCCACUGGAGCCAUGGUGUGCACCAGCAGAACCCGUCUUCGCAGCAGCUUCCCCGCCGCAGCCAUAACAGCAGCAGCAGCAGUGGAAUCAGCAGUGGGAUGGGAGACCGUAGGAGUGAGUCCUCUUCCUCCCACGGCUUGGGAUUGGUUCUGGGCCAUGGCCGGGAUGGGAGGGACAUGCACCAUUCAUCCCGUUCCUCUGCCUCCUCUUCCUCCUCCUCCUCUUCGUCUUCCUCCCAUCAUCAGCGCCACCACCUGCCCCAGCACUACCACCAUCAGAGCACGCCGCAGCUCUACCGAGAGCGGGAGAGGGAUCGAGAAAGGGAGCGGGAGAAGGAGAGAGAGCGGGAGUGGGCUGGAGUGCGAGGCUCUGGCGGAGACCUGGCCCACCCACACCCCCUGCCCUUCUCCCAUCACCUUCCCUCACGCUCCUCCUCACAGUCCCUGGCCAUGCUGCCUCCCCCACCCCCCGCUCCUCCCUCCAUCUCUGGCCCAUCCUCGUCAUCCUCCUCAUCCUCCUCCUCACAGGGUGGGAUAUAUGGAGGCGGAGGACUGGCCGUGCGAGGGACCCCCAACCUGAUGGCUCUGAGGAACAGCCCCCAGCCUCUUAGGAGGACGGCGUCGGGUGGUGGGCCCGGAGGCGCUGGAGGUAGCGACGGUGUUCUCAGCCGGAGCACCUCCGUCACUUCGCACAUCUCUAACGGCUCCCACUUGUCCUACUCUUAGAGAGGAGGCAACACAUCAAAAAUUGGGGGGGUCCAAAAAAUGGGUGGGGCUUAUUUUAGGAAGGUAGCUAUCACAGGCUUCACCUCAAUACUCUCGGCUUGCCACCUUUCCUAAUUUACUGAACCGAUUCCAACUUUGCUGAGAAUUAUUUAUGCACAAAAAAAAUUCAAAGAACCCAGAAGGUGGUCAAGCUGAUGUUAAUGAGCUGCAACCUGCAUCUUUAGACUCAGGGUGGGUGGAGAAGUUUUCUCCCAUUCUCACAGGUAGAAGUGUGGGAGGAAUGUAACCUCCUGCUGUAUUAACCCUGGACUAAGGUGUUGUUAGACAAACAAAACAAAACUGGAUGUUUCUGUUCAGUGUUUGACCUUUGUAUAAAAGUGAGCUAAGAUGUGUGAACGUGGCGACAUCUGGCCUUUAUUUCCUCCUAAAGCUGCAAACGUAAAGGACGGCAGCUGUGUCUUCUUCUAUGAUGUUCUUUGCUGGAAUGGAGAAAAAAGAGGGCAUGAGAGGAAAAAGGUUUUGUCCACACUGUGGUGUCCAGGUUGAGAGAGAGAGAGAGAGAGAGAGAGAGAGAGAGAGAGAGAGAGAGAGAGAGAGAGAGAGAGAGAGAGAGAGAGAGAGAGAAAGAGAGAGAGAGAGAGAGAGAAAAUAAACAAAAAAGUAAGAUUGGUUAUUCUAACUUCCAGCCUCCUGGAGUUUAGGUUUUUUUUAUUUUGUUUUUUUUUUUUAAACAAAUGCUGAUGAUCUUUUUUAUUCUUAAAUAAGCGUCUAAAACAACAAAAACAAGUUGCUUGAUACAUCACCAAUGCCUUCAGGAGGCUCUUAAGGGAUGUCGUGCCACCAGUCAUAAUCUCUGUUUUCAUUAUUAUUUAAAGACUAAAGGACGAUUUAAAACUAUUAAUCUGUCGAAUGUUUGUAAAGUAAAAAGACUCUUCUAAUGAAAUUCACCAAGGAUGAUGAGAAAUGACGUGUAUAAAUAUCUAAAAAGAGUAAAAGCAAAGGGGAGGGGUUCUGAGAUCGAUGACAUAUUGAAUAACAACAUAAUGUAUGUGUCCACAGCAAUCACCCCAGUGCAUGACAUAGAUGUACAAAACUUAAAAAUAAUAAAAAAUAUAUUGUAAACUUGACCAAACACAUUUUAAAAUGUACUGUACCUGUCGUAAGUUUCACUGGCAUUCAAGGAUGACUCGUCCCACGUUUUGGAUCUUUACUGUACAUUAAUUAUGGGCUUAUCAAAAACAAAUCAUUUGCUUUUAUAGAGUAACAAAGACAAUGAUAGUAAUUUUUAUAUAUUCUAAUGAGUUUUGCAGAGUUUUGCAGCAGCAAACUGCAUUUUCUAUAGGUGUCAAUAUUACCAUAAUUAAUCCUGGUGUUUAAUUGUUGUUGUAAUCAUGUUCACGGUUUUUUCUUGCAAAAAGCAAAAGGGCCCACAUUAACUGUAAAAGGAAAAAAAAGCUGAUCAAACUGUUGCAUUGUCAGGUGUGGUGUGUGUCUUCAAGAUAUUAAUUAUUAUUAAUAAGCGAUGGGUACUAACUGUUGAUGAUUUAUGUAUGUGUGUCCAGCGGUAAAGUCUUAAGUAGAUUGCAAUUUUUUUAGGCAGCAAGCUGAAUUUUAAGACACUCUUGCAGAGAGAACAACACUCCACUGCUCGUGUGAACUCCGACCUCUUCUAAUGGACUCUCACUGGGGGGAAAAAUGUCCACUGGAAUGUAAACACUGGUUUUUAUUGGUAUUUAUUUGUUUAUGAGUUCAGGACUUGCAGAUAAACUGCCGAAGGACAAAGCAUGCAGGCGGUGGAAAUGCGCAGCUGCAGAAGAAGAAAUGGCAGGACGGGCCUCGACUGAGCUGCUGUGAGCGCGUGGCCGCAGCAGCAGUGACCGCAGCAGCCUGUCCUAACCAAUCAGUGUUUCUGAGCCCCGUUUACCGGAUGGACGUCAGAUCAGAACUUUUUUUAUUUGUUAUUAUUAUAACUUCAACUUCAAAAAGAAGAGAUAAUCACCCUGCUGUUUGUAUGACUCAGAAACACCAGCUCAAGACAAUUCCCUGUAUACUGUACUACUGAAUGCUCGGUUGGAUUCUAGGUGCAUGCAUUAACUCCUCGUACAAGCUAAAAGAGUGUUUGGGACGGCCUUCGUGUGUGGAAAUCAGUGUGUGCUUGUGUUUUCUCCGUUGGUGUCGGAGUAGGAAGACCCAACAGGCUCCUCUGUGUUUGGCUGAGCUUUCUUUUUUAAAUUGAAUUUAUUUUUUGUGACGGUGCUGGUGGUGGUGGGAGGAUCAUCAGACAUUUACACCAAGCAGUCCCAGGCUUGAGGAGGGAAAGGAAGAUGGGUUCAUGUGUGUUAGAAAAAAAUGAUGGGGUGUUUUAAGAAGUAAUUUAAAAAGAUAAUAAAUUGAUAUUAACACAUUCA
Nothobranchius furzeri (turquoise killifish) is the source of this 6401-nucleotide messenger RNA. RefSeq names its product TAO kinase 2b (gene taok2b). NCBI's taxonomy places the organism in Eukaryota, Metazoa, Chordata, Actinopteri, Cyprinodontiformes, Nothobranchiidae. Gene Ontology annotation, cellular component: cytoplasm. Gene Ontology annotation, biological process: protein phosphorylation. Gene Ontology annotation, molecular function: protein serine/threonine kinase activity; ATP binding. The record is from RefSeq and is a predicted model, not a curated record.